ACCGCACCAAAAGGGCAGCAGCGCAGACGCGCCUCGAUGCCUCGUGCUCCAUAACCAACGCCCACAGCCAGUCUAUACUCUAGAGCCCCCCAACACAGCACACAACACUCGCUCGCGGCGCAGCGCUUCGCUCGUUGCCACCGCCCGCCUUUCCCCGCGCCCGACGGAAGAGCCCCACGCCCCCACCGCCGCGGGAGGGGGAGGGGCGCGGAGGAGCAUGCGCGCAGGCUGUCACCGCGGCCAGAGAAAGAGAAGGAGGACCUGCGCCGCGCGCACCGCGACGAGCCGCUCUCCGCUGGCACCCACGCCAAAAGGCGAAGAUUCUCGGCCGAGCCCCCGUCCCUUCCACCAUCCCCCGCUGUAGGUAGCCGCCACCCAGAUCUGCUCCCCUCCGCACCCGCCCGCCGCUCUCCCCUUAGAUUCGCACCACCCGCCGCCAUGCGUUUGCCGCCGCCGCCGCUGUGACUGGGCUCUCCUCCUUUGUGAGGCAGGAAUAAAAGGCGGUUCUUGCGGGCGGUUGCCAUGGGGUGCGGCCAGUCCAAGACGGAGGAGGAGUACGCCGUGCAGCACUGCCGGGCGCGCUCCGAGCUCCUGGCGCUGGCCAUCCGCCAGCGCUACAUGCUCGCCGACGCGCACCACGCCUACGCCGAGUCGCUGCGCGCCGUCGGCGCCCUGCUGCACGACUUCCUCCGCGGCGUCCAGUCGCUGCCGCCGCCGCCGCCCGAGCCCGCGCUCCGCCUCCCGCUGCAGCGGAAGGGCGACGGCCUCCCCGCCGCGUCGCCGCCGCCGCCCGCAAUCGCGUCCUCCUCCUCCGCCGCCAAGCAGGUCCGCAUCGCCCCCAACGACGGCCAUAUCCAGUUCUCCGACGACGACUCCGAUUCCGAUGACGGACACAUCAAGUUCCACUCCGACGAAGAGCCCGACCCGGCUCGCCGCCGCCCGGAUGUCGUCCACUCAGCCGGGGCGCCUGGUCCUCCGCCGCCGCAGAUGGGACCACCCUAUUCCUCCGGGUAUGCUCCGCCGCCGUAUGGUCCUGGAUACGGCUACGGGUACGCCAAUGGGCCUGGGCCGGGUCCUGGUCCCGAUUAUGGCGGUAUUGGCAUGAGCAGCGGCGGCGGCGGUGGUUACGGGCAAAGCUAUGGGGGCAUGGGUGGUGGUGGCAGCGGCGGCGGUGCCGGCUACAAUGACCAGAGCUAUGGUGGCAUGGGCAGUGGCGGCGGCGCUGGCGGCUAUGACCAAGGCUACGGUGGCAUGGGUGGAUAUGGGCAGAGCUUCUUUAACAUCAACUACGCGCGCAGCCAGCCACCUCCACCGUCAAUCUCGCACGAGCAACGCCUGCAGGCCACUAACGCCAGGGUCCACUACUAUUCCGGCAAUGACGAGCUGCAGCCACCCCCGCGCGGCUAUGGUGGUGGGUACUCCUACCCACCACAGAGCUCGAGCUCAUAUAAUCAGUAUGCCUAUGGUGGUUACUAUGGAGGUGGUUCUGCUCCUGCACCACCAGCAGACAUCCCCUCCUCCUCCCGCGAGCCAGCCGCAGCACCACCGCCUCCAUCUCCUCCCAGGGUGUCCACCUGGGACUUCCUGAACCCGUUUGAAACUUAUGAUAGCUACUACGAGCAACCAACUGCUACAGCAGCUCCAUACUCUCCCAGCAGGAGUUCAAAGGAUGUGCGCGAGGAGGAGGGGAUUCCGGACUUGGAGGAUGAAGACAUGGAGGUAGUCAAGGAAGCUUAUGGUGAUGAGAAGCACCCAAUGAAGGGUUACAUGGGAAACGGGAAGGCGACAAAGGAAGAUGGUAGGAGCAGUACGAGAGAUGAACUGCCCCGCAAGUCCAAGUCAUCUGAGGCCAGCAGUAGUGGGAGCAGCUUGGAGCAUGACGUGCAUGUAGUAGAGAAGAGUGUUGUCGGAGAGCAAGUUCAACACUCAGAGCCACAGCAGCAUGUUGCCGGUCUGCCACCCACAGGAUCGGACAAGAUAUACAUCGAUGACACUGAGGUGGUGGUGGAGAUCAGGACUCAAUUUGAGCGUGCCUCACAAUCAGCUAGUGAGGUAUCCAAGAUGCUUGAGGUCGGAAAGAUGCCUUACUACCAGAAGAGUUCAGGUUUCAAAGUCUCUGCAAUGAUGGUCUGUGGUAUACCGACAAUGGAGGAGGAGUUUCUGCGUUUUGAAGAGGACAAGGCGAUGGGAUCCGGCAACCUCUCCUCUACGCUACAGAAGUUGUACAUGUGGGAGAAGAAGCUUCUUGAGGAAGUUAAGACAGAGGAGAGGAUGCGGGUACUGUAUGACAGAAAACGUGAGGAGCUGAAAAUGUUAGAUGAGAAAGGUGCAGAAGCUCAUAAGCUUGAGGCCACUGAGCUUUACAUCAGGAAACUAUCAACUAAGAUUAGCAUAGCCAUCCAGGUUGUAAACACUAUUUCAGAAAAGAUUAGUAAGUUGAGGGAUGAAGAGUUGUGGCCACAAACAUGUGAGCUCAUUCAAGGGUUGAUGAGGAUGUGGAGCGUUAUGCUAGAAUGCCAUCAGAUACAAUUGCAUGCCAUAUCCCAAGCUAGAUACAUAGACUCCAUGAUAGACACUGCAAAGUUCGGUGAUGAUCAUAUGGACUUGAUCAAGCGGUUAGAGCUUCAGCUAUUGGAUUGGAUUGCUUGUUUUGCUGCAUGGGUUAGCGCUCAAAAGAAUUAUGUCAAAACUUUAAAUAAGUGGCUGACAAAUGGUGUCAUCUAUGUACCCGAGGAAACCGAGGACGGGGCGCCUCCAUUUUCUCCUGGAAGGUUAGGAGGGCCACCGAUAUUCGUCAUAUGCAAUAACUGGGCUGCCAGUGUGGACAGGGUAUCUGAGAAAGAAGUGGUCGAGGCAAUGCAGGCCUUUGCGUCCAACGUCCUGAACCUCUGGGAGAGGCACAGGUCGGAGCAAAGGCAGGGUCUGAUGGCGAACAAAGGCAUGGACAGAGAUCUUAGGGUGAUGGAAAGAGACGAGCAAUCGAUGCGCAAGGCUCUGGAGGCACAGAACAAGAAGCUUGUGCUCAUUUCGAACCAGGGCAGCGUGUCCUUGUCUGCACAAGCGUUACAUGAGCGAGGCCCUGGCGCUGAAGCCGGUGGUAGUCUGCAGACAGGUCUGAGGAAUAUUUUCGAAGCGAUGGAGAACUUCACCUCUGCAUCUGCAAAUACGUACAGGGAGCUCCAUCUUCGCGCCGAAGAAGAGAAAGCCCGGGUUGCGCAGGAGAGCGGCAGCGUUUCCUAGUUCCACAUGAGGACAUGAGCAUUUGUCGGUGGAAAGAAGGGGGACUAACGCCAGUGGCAGCGUUUCUACGGCACAGUGGCACAACCAACCCCUAGUGGCAGCUGAUGCACCUUGCUCGCCAGGUGCCUCAGUUUUUUGGGUUCCAAGCUCUCUCUGAUGUAGAGGCCUGUGGUACUUGGUGGAGUUAACAGGUUGUGACAUGGGGGUGCUGCAUUUCUUUGAUCGGGAUGAACAGGCAUUCUCCUCAGACCGUAAUUGGGAAGCGCAGUUGUGAAAUUAGGUAAUCGCCAGACACAUCCUGGUAGUUGGGAGACCCCGCCUGAAGGGACCGAGUGAAGAGCAGAUGCCCUUGUGCAUCUGAGAAGCCGCAGAUGAUCUCUUAGUUCAGAUGCUGUUAUCAUGAACCCAAGAUUCAUGGAACGCUCCCAAUCCCAUGCAUGUCAGCGCCCAACACACAGGGAAGAGGCCAGGCUACCAGGUUUAUCAGAAGCUGUUUCAAUAACCGCAGAAUUUUUUUUCCCAUGCCAAUGCACACUGUACAGAGGUGAUGCGGGACGAAUCGAGCUGGAGCCUUGUGUCCGCUGCCGAGAAGCCCGAGACGAUGUCGCUUUGAGCUUCCUCUAAGGUGUUCGGACUGCGGCUUCGCCGUGCCACCGCGCUGGAAGUACACUCGUAGGGUUUAGCAGAGUUCGAUGAGCUUGUAGGGUAGACGCCCUGACCCCGUUCUGUUGCAGAUCAUCUAACCACCGCUCCGGAUUUGUUUUUUUGUUUUAUUUUGUUUUGUUUAUUUAAUAUACAUAUUAAUUCAUUUGUAGCACCCCCCGUGUACAGCAGCUGCUGGCUAACUUAAACCUGCUGUGCCAUAUUUUAUUCAUUCUAUUCACACCCUGGUUUGCCAA
This is a messenger RNA of Zea mays, 4139 nucleotides long. RefSeq names its product protein ALTERED PHOSPHATE STARVATION RESPONSE 1. The record is from RefSeq and is a predicted model, not a curated record. The transcript has 4 exons. The coding region runs from base 523 to 3240 and encodes 905 amino acids. NCBI's taxonomy places the organism in Eukaryota, Viridiplantae, Streptophyta, Magnoliopsida, Poales, Poaceae.